Drosophila arizonae is the source of this 640-nucleotide messenger RNA. RefSeq names its product Enhancer of split malpha, Bearded family member (gene E(spl)malpha-BFM). Gene Ontology annotation, biological process: sensory organ development; Notch signaling pathway. The record is from RefSeq and is a predicted model, not a curated record. NCBI's taxonomy places the organism in Eukaryota, Metazoa, Arthropoda, Insecta, Diptera, Drosophilidae.
UAUUCGCUUUUCCAUUUCAAAUUCAAAAAUGUGCCAACAAGUCAGCAGCAACGACAACAACAACAACAACAAAAUGAAGACCAGCUACAGCCUUAAGCAGGUCUUGAAGACGUUCUUCAAGAAGCAGCAGAAGCAACGACAACAACAUCAGCGCCGCCAGAACUCACUUGAAUCACUCGAAUCAGUGGACAAUCUGCGCAACGCCGAGGUCGAGGAGGUCUACUAUGCCGAAAUCGAUGAGAAUGCCGCCAACGAGAAGCUGGCCCAGCUGGUGCAGGAGCAGGAGCUCGACAGCGAGGAGGACAUCUAUGUGCCCGUACGCUUUGCUCGCACCGAGGCCGGCACCUUCUUCUGGACGACCAAUCUGCAGCCAGUUGCCAGCGUCGAUGCCGAUCUGCUGCAGCCCGCUUACUGCUACUCCAGCCAACAGCAUCCGUUCAUGCAGUACCAGGACCGUUGGGCCCAGGCUUAAGACUCGAAAGCCCACGUCCCGGCCUCAAUUAUCAACAAGCUUUAAAUGCAUGCAACAUUGUGAUAGCAGCAGCGGCAGCAUCGUACUUAAUCUUAACUCAAAUCAACUCAGCGAUCCCAGCGCUUCCAUUAGUUCUUAAGACAUUGUGAUAGAAAAUGACAGCUUUAA